Parus major (Great Tit) is the source of this 3629-nucleotide messenger RNA. It is a transcript of the gene PHACTR4, whose product is annotated as phosphatase and actin regulator 4. Gene Ontology annotation, molecular function: actin binding. The record is from RefSeq and is a predicted model, not a curated record. Gene Ontology annotation, biological process: neural crest cell migration; actin cytoskeleton organization. Lineage: Eukaryota; Metazoa; Chordata; Aves; Passeriformes; Paridae. The transcript is spliced from 13 exons. The coding region runs from base 234 to 2360 and encodes 708 amino acids.
GGCAUUCCUGCGUGCGGGGAGCUGCCACGGCCCCGGCUCUGUGGGGCUCGGUGCCCAGCCAUGGGGGCCGGGGAGAGCGGCACCGCUGCUGCUCCAUCGGCCUGAGAGCCCGCCGGCUCUGCCCUCGUCCCAGUGUGGAUUUAUUCUUCCCAAGGCUUGAGGUGUUCUCAGCGCAGACUUCUCCUCUCUUCCCCUCCCACCUCCUCCCGGAGAGCUGCUCUGGACAGAAUCUCAUGGGGCAGCCGCACUUCUCCAGCCCGGUCAAGCCAGGUGCUUGUGCUGAAGAGGUGGAUCACACCCCAGGUGAUGCCAGCAUGGGGGUAGAUGUUUUGGAGUCAGGUGACACCACACCUCCUACAAAGAGGAAAAGCAAGUUCUCAAGCUUUGGCAAGAUUUUCAAACCCUGGAAGUGGAGGAAAAAGAAAAGCAGUGACAAAUUCAAGGAAACUUCAGAAGUUUUAGAACGAAAGAUUUCUAUGCGAAAGCCCAGAGAGGAGCUGGUAAAAAGAGGAGUUCUGUUGGAAGAGCCUGAGCAAGAUGGUGAAGAGCCAGAGAAGCUGAACCCACCUGCACUGAAGAAUGGCCACACCAUCCCCAUCGGGGGUCCCGGGGUCUGUAACCUGCCCAGCCAGGAGGAAGAGGCCACAAAGUCAUCCAGCCUUAGAAAGCCUCUUCCAGUGGAGGAACCAAAGAAGAGGCAGGGCUCCUCCAGCAGCCACCCUGGGCCCGAACUGGAACCACCUCAGGAACCACAUGUUCCCAGACAACCUCUGCUUCCUCCAAAAAGACCUCCCUCCACUUCCCAGGAGGCAAACGAAGUGCAGGCAAGGGAUCCAACACCUUCCAGCAGUGCUGCAAGAACUGCCCCCUUCAGCACAGCCCCCACGGCAGCAAAGACAGUCAAUUCCACAGCUGCCCCUUCCCCAGCCCCCAGGACUCUGCUCCCAGCUCCCACCAGUGCCAACACUACUGCUCCCACCAGUACAACCAGCUCAGCUCCUGCCAAACAGCCUCCUGUCCCUCCUCCCAAACCUGUCAACAGAAACAGCAACUCACUAAUAGCUGAACUUUCCCAAGUAAUGACCAGUGGUACAGCCUUGUCCAAGCCUUCCCCUCCUCUCCCCCCGAAGAGAGGCCUCCUGCCUAAUAACAUGUCAGAGGCUGUCACAUCCAAGCCCCCAGGUGACAGGACAGUGACAGCGAGUCGCCCCGCACCGAUUCCACUGCACGUGACCUCAGCUUACCCACCACCGUCACCCUCGCCGCCACUGCCCACCCAUGUACCCCCUGAACCUGCACGUGUGGCCCUGCCCGCCUCCACCCCUGUCCUAGACCCACUGCACUCCCUGGAUCUGCCCAAGGAGACUCCUCCUCCGCCUCCUGAAGACUUCAGGUCCAUGGAAGUGUCGAAGAGGACGGCAGAGCAAGGGUUUGGUGAAGCCCACGUGCUGCCUCGCCUGCCCCAAAUCCCGCUGCACAUUCGUAUCCAGCAGGCUCUGGCCAGCCCUCUGCCUGUCACCCCUCCUCCCGAGGGGUCCCACAGGGCUCACUCACUGCUCUUUGAGAACGAUGCUUUCGGAGAAGACAACGGCACCCUGGGCAGGACGAGAUCUCUGCCUGUCACCAUUGAGAUGCUCAAAGUUCCAGACGAUGAGGAAGAGGAAGAAGAUGACCAGGAAGAGGAACAGAAUUCAGGUCCUCGUGUGUAUAUUGGAGAUGUGGCAUCUGUCACAGUCAUCCCCAAACUGGUACCCCAGGUCCUCCCAGAGGAGCAGGAAGGAGACGAAGGGAUGAGCGACUCUGACUCGGAGGGGCCCAUCCUGUAUAAAGAUGAUGAGGAAGAAGAUGAAAGCCAUAACAGCACGCUGGCCAACAAAGUGAAGAGGAAAGAUACACUCGCUAUAAAGCUGGGGAACACAGCUGCACCACAGGAGGAGAAAAUCACCUUCCCUCGGAAGAGCAAGGAGGAGUGGAAUGAAAUCCGUCACCAGAUUGGGACGACGCUGAUCAGGCGACUGAGUCAGAGACCAACUGCAGAAGAACUGGAACAGAGGAACAUUCUUCAGCCGAAAAAUGAAGCUGACCGUCAAGCUGAGAAGCGUGAGAUCAAGCGCCGGCUGACCAGAAAGCUUAGCCAAAGGCCUACAGUGGCAGAGCUGCAGGCCAGGAAGAUCCUGAGGUUUAAUGAAUAUGUGGAAGUAACAGAUGCUCAAGACUAUGACCGCCGAGCUGAUAAGCCGUGGACAAAGCUGACACCAGCAGACAAGGCAGCCAUCAGAAAGGAGCUGAAUGAGUUUAAGAGCUGUGAAAUGGAAGUGCAUGAGGAGAGCAAGCAGUUCACCAGAUACCAUCGACCGUAAAUAUUCCAAGGAGUGAGCAAGAAACUCGUGAGGACUGGAAAUUCUCUGCAUCCCUCUCGUAGGCAAUAUAGUGAGGAUGGAACCUCAGCUCUUCCAAGAUUUGCCUUCCAAACAUAUCCAGAAAAGGGCUUUCAGCCAGGGAAGGGGAAUCCUGUCUGAAUGUAGCAUUUCACUGGAACAAACACAUCUCUCGUGCCAUCAGGCUGGAACUGACACUAUACCUCGUGUGGCUCAGCAAUAUGACUCUGCCAGGAGACCAUGCCCAGGGGAACAACUCCUUCCUUCCCAAGUUGUACAGACUUGUCUUGGGGGUGCAAUUCCUCAUUUCCUCCUCCUUUCCAUGAGGAAAGGAGGAAAAAAAAAAAAGAAAAAAAGGCAGCUCUAAUGUUGGGAAGCUGAGGAGAGCAUGUGCUUGGAAGCAUGUGUGUGUAUAUUAGCUAUGUACAGAGAGCCCUGGCAGACAACUGACAUGGCACUCAUUAUUUCUGUGAGGGUUUGCUUGUUUCUGUCAUGUCCUUAAUGCCCUGAAUCACUACUGACCCAACAGUUUGUUGUCCUGGAAGGGAAUUGUAUAGAUAUUAACAUAUGCUGUGUCUUUUUGUAAAAAAAAAAAAAAAAAAAAGAAAAAAAAAACCACCUCCAACAGAUGUAUAAAACAUUUGCUCUGCACCCUCUCACACGUGCUGUGAUCUUAAUAACAGAUCUUGAGAUAUCUAAGCUUGGUUAACAAAUUACAGAACCAGGAAAAAUGACUGUUGCCUUUUUAAAACUUUUUAAUUUGGGGAAACUGUGAGAGUAGUCAGUCUUUUUUAUUGUGGCUUUCUCUCAGAUGUUUUUUACUUUCCCAGAUCAGGGUUGAAGCUUGCCUUUUUCUGAUUUUUACAGCUAAACCUACUGGAAACUUGAUAAUUUCACUGUGUGGGUCGAAAGGAAGAAUAUGUUUAAAAAGUGACCUUACAAAGAUGGUAUUUCUCUUCUGAGAGAAAAACUCUCCCUCGAUGCGGGUUUAAAAAAAAAAAAAAAUCAAAUCUGGUAGGGCCACUGCUGUAUUAUGCACAAAACUAAACUAUGUGUGAGAUGCCAUUGGUGCGGGGAGAAGGGAGAGAACUUUGUCUUGUUCACAGACCAGUGUGGCCACACGCCGGCCCAGCAUCCGCUGGGGGCUCUUCCCUCACGGCAUCCCCUGUACAGCCGCCAUUGCAUUGUAUAUCAGUCUCCUCCGCAACAGAUUUUAAUUAUUAAAUAAAAGUAUUUUAGAUUUUUUUUUUU